This is a messenger RNA of Oryza brachyantha (malo sina), 591 nucleotides long. Its product is annotated as probable CCR4-associated factor 1 homolog 9. NCBI's taxonomy places the organism in Eukaryota, Viridiplantae, Streptophyta, Magnoliopsida, Poales, Poaceae. The transcript is spliced from 2 exons. Bases 1 to 591 code for a protein of 196 amino acids. The record is from RefSeq and is a predicted model, not a curated record. Gene Ontology annotation, molecular function: poly(A)-specific ribonuclease activity; nucleic acid binding. Gene Ontology annotation, cellular component: CCR4-NOT complex; P-body; CCR4-NOT core complex.
AUGGCAGCGGUGCGGGCCGUGUGGGCGGAAAACUUCGCCGUCGAGUCCGCCCUCUUCCACGCCGUCGCGCCGCUCGCCGCGUACGCCGCGAUCAACGUGCAAUACCCGGGCUGCGUGGUCACCGCCCCCCGGUACUACGACCUCACCACCGCCGAGCAGCGCUACCAGGUCGUGAGGGCCAACGCGGACCAGCUCGAGCCCCUCCAGCUCGGCAUCGCGAUCCGCACCUCCGACGGCCGGACCUUCGCCUGGGAGUUCAACUUGAACGGCUUUGAUCUCGCCGCCGCCGCAAACAACACCUGCAACCCGUCCUCCAUCGCGUACCUCCGCCGGCGAGGGAUCGACUUCAACGCGCUCCCCUGGUCGGGCGUCAGCACCGCCAGCCUCCGGUCGCUGCUCCUCAGCUCCGGCCUCCUCCUCGCGCGCCCCUUCUGGGCCACCUUCGCCGGAGCCUACCACGUCGCCUACUUCGCCAAGCUCCUGCUCGGCACGAACCUCCCCGACGACCUCGCCACGUUCGAGGAGACGGUCGGGGGCCUCGGGGCGCUGCUGGGGCCGAACGUCUACGACGUCAGGCUUCAAAUCACAUAA